AUGCUGCAAAGCAUAGCAAAGAAUUUACAUUCUGAAGUGCAAGCAAAUAGAGAGCAAUUAGUUCUCAAAUUAUUAGGUUUUUGUGUAAAUACACUCAACAGAUCUAAAAGAGAGAUAGAACAUUCCAUAUCAGAUCCUAAUUUAUUUUAUGACGUGAGCAAUGGUAAUAUUCAGACGUACAUAAAUCGUAAGGAUGAACUCGAACGUCAUUUUAAGAACUUUGAUUAUUUAUGGGGUAAAAUCGGGAAGCAACUCUUUUCUAUAAUGGACAUGACAGUUCAUUCCACCACAAUCGCUCAAAAUUUAAAAGAAUUACUCCGACAGAAAAUAGGGGAAAGUAUUUUUAACUUACCUAGCAACAUUAUUACUGUGGAGUUCAAUGGAGAGAAGCUGAAUUUUCAAAUUUUCAUCACCAAAAUUAAGGGAGAUGCUCCUUUCUUACAAAAACUGCUGGGAAAUGCUCUUGUACAAGAGAGAAGUGAACAACAAAGAUAUUUUACGUUUUUAGAUCAAUACCUAUAA
Molecule: messenger RNA, 522 nt
Organism: Naegleria fowleri
Lineage: Eukaryota; Heterolobosea; Eutetramitea; Acrasida; Naegleriidae
Exons: 1
Coding region: 1-522 (173 amino acids)
Source: RefSeq, a predicted model, not a curated record